Letharia lupina is the source of this 765-nucleotide messenger RNA. RefSeq lists its product as uncharacterized. The record is from RefSeq and is a predicted model, not a curated record. Bases 1 to 765 code for a protein of 254 amino acids. Lineage: Eukaryota; Fungi; Ascomycota; Lecanoromycetes; Lecanorales; Parmeliaceae. The transcript has 4 exons.
AUGCAGCGCUUCAUUCUGACCGCCGUCCUCUUCGCCGGCCUCACUCUCUCCCAAAACCUCACCCAGAUCCAGGACCUUCCACCUUGCGGCCAAACAUGUAUCAACAACAUGUUAGGCAAGGCAUCGAGCUUAGGAUGCGGAACAUCAGACUAUGCGUGCCUCUGUAAGAACAUGAACUUCGGCUUCGGCGUGCGCGAUUGCUCCGUCCCCGUGUGCGCGGCGGCCAAACCACCGGUCGACCCAAGCAGCAUCAUCUCCAUCGGAAUGGACUUCUGCUCCGAAGUGUCAGCAGCGGCCACCACGGGCUCAGCCACCACGACCGUCGCACAGACCGUCCUCACCGGUACCACCGCCGUCUCAGCCUCUCCCGGAAGCGCCACCGCCGGCGCCGUGGCAACUGGCAGCAGCAACGCAACCUCGAGCGGCACGAACGGGACGUCAAGCGCGGGCGGUGCGGGCACGAACGGGACUGCGAGCACCAACGGCACCUCUGGAGGAGUGCUCGGAGGAGGAAAGGUCGUCACCACCACCAACAGCCUCGGCAGCACUACCACGUCCACGAUGACAUCCUCCUCCUCGACCAGCCAAUCCAGCGGCGGCAGCUCGUCCACCUCGAGCAGCGGCACCGAGUCAUCAUCCUCCGGCACCGGCACCGCCACCGGGGGCUCCACCUCACCCAGCGCAACCAAGAAAUCCGAGGCCGGCCACGUCGCGGCCGGCGCUUUCGUCGGUCUCGCCGGUCUCGCCGCUUACGUGCUGUUGUAG